UGGAUGUGACGUAGCUUCCGGUCGCCGCCAACAGCGACAUCAGUCUUUUCGCGGUAAAAUGAAAUGAGCUUCUGGCGUUGAUCAGAUUUCUCCGGAGCUCUGACAGUGAGAGACAAUGGAACCAGUGAGCGCAGAGAGCUUAAAGACCGAGCUGGACAUUUUCGGUAUCCCCUGUCACGAUGAGUCGACCCUCGACAAGAUGGUGGAGCUGUGUAUUUGCAGCAGGAUACGGGCAUAUGAUAUGUUGCUGGAGUGGGUCGCCUACAGCAGCACGAAAAAUGGAGUAAAACUCGCCAUGGACACCCUGGAGCAAUUCAAGCAUGAGGUGUUGAACAAGAGGAAAUCCAAGCCAAGCUCCAGAAAAGAAGAAAGUCAUAACAGAACCAGAGAUAUUCACUCACUGCAGGACUUAAUCAAAGUUGAGGAAGAGGAAGACAUUCUUCUAGAUACCUACUCUACUCCUGCAAAGGGCUCUCAGAAACGAGCACUGACCACUCCUGAACAUCCUCAUUCAAAGAGGACUGCAGCUCUACUGACCAGCCCAGGGCUGCUGCUGUCUCCCGCCAGCUUCUCUCCCAGUGCAACUCCCUCACAGAAGUACAGCCAGCGAGGGGGGAAAGGGGAGGUGGUGGUCACGUUCGGGGCUGUGCAGGGCACCCGCUGGGUCGGCAGGAAGGCUCCAGGUGCAGGCAUCCAGCUGCAGCUGCUGGAAGGUUCUGAAGACUCCCUCCGCUGCAGCUACAAGUACAUGUUCCAAAGGCUGCGAGAUGUUCGAAAUGUGUUGACGGAAAAGAUCGAGGAGCUGGGAGAAAGCCUCAAAUCUCACUUCAGCAUCGAAGAGUUCUCUCCCGUCUCUUUGCCAGCGCAGGACAGUAUGACAGUGCUGGGACAGGUGUGCUGUGACAGUAACGGCAAACUGAACGCACAGUCGGUUCUGUUGGAGGCGGGACCAGAGCAAGGUGGUCAGCAAGUACCUGUUGACCUAUCAGAGCUCAAAGAGUACUCCCUGUUUCCUGGUCAGGUGGUGAUGAUGGAGGGGAUGAACACAACAGGAAGAAAACUGGUGGCUUCCAAACUGUAUCAGGGCGUCCCUCUUCCUUUCUACACUCCUGAGAUGAAAAUGGAGAUGGAUGAAGAACCGAUGAAUGUCCUUGUGGCUUGUGGACCGUUCACAACGUCUGACACGCUGACCUUUGACCCUCUGCUGGAUCUGAUCAGUAUCAUCAUCAGAGAUCGUCCUGAUGUCUGCCUACUGCUGGGCCCAUUUGUGGAUUCCAAACAUGAACAAAUUGAGAAAGCUCAGGUGACUGAGACGUUUGAGGCCAUUUUCAAAAGAUGUAUUGAAAGCAUUGUGGAUGGGACCAAAAGUGUUGGCUGUCAUCUGGUGUUCGUGCCCUCACAGAGAGACAUCCACCAUCAUUUCAUCUACCCACAGCCUCCCUUCACUCUACCAAACCUCAGCAAGGACCAGGCCCAGCGAGUCACCCUGGUCCCUGACCCCUGCACCCUCCUGAUCGAUGGUGUGACCUUUGGCUUGACAUCCACUGACAUCCUGUUCCACAUGGGCGCAGAGGAGAUCAGCUGUGGCACCGGUUCGGACAGAUUUUCCCGAAUACUGAAACACAUUCUGACGCAGAGGAGUUACUACCCGCUGUAUCCGCCUGUGGAGGAGGUCAACAUGGACUAUGAGAAGUUCCAGAGCUUCGGUCAGAUGCCGCUCACCCCCGACCUUCUCAUCAUUCCCUCUGAGCUGCGCUACUUUGUAAAGGAUGUGGUUGGCUGCGUCUGUGUCAAUCCUGGACGGCUAACAAAAGGCCAAGUGGGCGGGACCUACGGCAGGCUGAUGAUUCAACGCAACGCCACGUCAGAGGAUGAAAAAAGAGCGAGCCCCUGUUUGGCUGCUCAGGUGGUGAAAAUCUAACAAGACUUGUAAUUCUCACUGUCACCAGAAGUGACCUGACUUGAGCGGGACCAGUUUGUCAGCAGCUCUGUACGCUGCCCUCUGCAGGCUCUCUGAUGUAGAAUAUGUCAACUCUUGAACUGUUGAAACCACCUCACCCAGUUUAGUCAGUUUGAUAUGACCAACAUGUUGAGGGUGUGCACUGUUCUUUGGAUGGAAAGUGGGUUCAGUCUCUCUGCUACAGCAGAAAUAAUCUUUUCAAUAAAUUAUUGUCAACAUUUGUA
Messenger RNA from Hippoglossus stenolepis (Pacific halibut), 2184 nucleotides. RefSeq names its product polymerase (DNA directed), alpha 2 (gene pola2). The transcript is spliced from 18 exons. Bases 116 to 1921 code for a protein of 601 amino acids. Gene Ontology annotation, biological process: DNA replication; DNA replication initiation. Gene Ontology annotation, cellular component: alpha DNA polymerase:primase complex. Gene Ontology annotation, molecular function: DNA binding. NCBI's taxonomy places the organism in Eukaryota, Metazoa, Chordata, Actinopteri, Pleuronectiformes, Pleuronectidae. The record is from RefSeq and is a predicted model, not a curated record.